This is a messenger RNA of Dendroctonus ponderosae (mountain pine beetle), 6018 nucleotides long. RefSeq names its product kinesin heavy chain (gene Khc). The transcript is spliced from 18 exons. The coding region runs from base 1020 to 3839 and encodes 939 amino acids. The record is from RefSeq and is a predicted model, not a curated record. Gene Ontology annotation, biological process: microtubule-based movement. NCBI's taxonomy places the organism in Eukaryota, Metazoa, Arthropoda, Insecta, Coleoptera, Curculionidae. Gene Ontology annotation, molecular function: ATP binding; microtubule motor activity; microtubule binding.
UAUCAAGCGUUGAUAUGAAUCACUCUUCGUCGAACCUGCUCUCUAUUUCGCGAGAUUACUUGGGCGCCUCAAAGGUGACAUCAUGUAACAAUACAAUAAAUAUACUUAGCAAAAUCAUAUACAAACGCAUAAACUCGCUCAGUUUGUCUGUUACUGUAAAAUUUUUGGCUGAACUAAUCAUUGUCCUUUAUUAGUCACAAUCGCAGUUCCAGAUAAAUCACGGGUAUUUAACAAUAGUUGCCGGUUUGCGAAUUAUUAUAUUUAUAUCGAAUACUUGAUAGUGAAAGAAACCGUUUUAGUUGAUAGAACCUCAAGUUGGAACCAAAUAAAUCAGGUAUAAAUGAAGUUUUUUGCAGAUAACUACAUCGUUCCUAAGGGUUCAAUGUUAAGGGAGUUGCUUUGCUAUACUAGGUGAUUCAAAAUUGAGUGUAUUAAUUUUAGAACCGCGUUUUACGUCCAAAAAUAUGGAAAAAAGUGCAUACAAACAUUAGUGUGCAAACGCUUCAUUUUCAAAAUACAGGAUUUCAAAGUUGAUUUAAAUUUGAAGCAGAAAAUUUAUUUUGCUCUAUUUUAUUAGACAUGCCAACUGAUUGUUAAAUUCUACAGGGUGCUGACAACAGCACCCUGUGCUGUUACAACUUUCUUGCUAAGUCCUUGUUAAUUUAAAAACUUUUUUGUCUUGCAUUUUUUCCUAUCUGCCACCGUCUUUCAGUUAUUUGCAAAUAUGUCAGAAAAACACCUCUACUUUUAUCUGAUUUUGACAACGUAAUUUUAAACUUUCAGACUCUUGAAAACGAACCGUUUGCAGACUAAUGUUUAUAUGCACUUUUUCCUUAUUUUUGCACUGAAUUUUUAAUUAUCCUGUAAAAAAACUAUGCAUGAAUUAUGUAAUUUUCCGGGAGCCAAAUUUUUUAAUAAUAAUUAGCGAAUAAACUCUCUGUUUUCCUGUGCAAAAGUAGUGAUUUUAAAUGCGUGAAAUGUGAUGGACAAACGCAGUUUCCCAAGAACACCAUUAAGAAAUGUUCAUCAACUACAGGGGGAAAGUCUACUUAUUUGAUAAAGUAUUCAAACCAAAUGCCACACAAGAAAAAGUAUACAGUGAAGCGGCCAAGAGUAUCGUCUCUGAUGUGCUUGCUGGAUAUAACGGCACCAUUUUUGCCUAUGGUCAAACAUCGUCGGGUAAAACACAUACUAUGGAAGGUGUCAUAGGCGAUCCGCACAAGCAAGGUAUUAUACCUCGAAUUGUGAACGACAUCUUCAACCACAUCUAUGCUAUGGAAGAAAAUCUAGAAUUUCAUAUUAAGGUCUCGUACUUUGAGAUUUAUAUGGAUAAAAUUAGAGACUUGUUAGAUGUUUCAAAAGUGAACCUGAGUGUCCACGAAGAUAAAAAUAGGGUACCUUAUGUGAAAGGGGCAACCGAACGGUUUGUGUCAAGCCCUGAGGAGGUAUUUGAAUCUAUAGAAGAAGGAAAGUCAAAUAGGCAUAUAGCUGUAACAAAUAUGAAUGAGCAUUCGUCUAGAUCGCACUCAGUAUUUCUUAUUAAUGUUAAGCAAGAGAACUUAGAAAACCAGAAGAAAUUGUCGGGGAAACUGUACCUUGUGGAUUUAGCAGGUUCAGAGAAAGUGUCGAAAACUGGCGCUGAAGGCACUGUCUUGGAUGAAGCCAAAAAUAUCAACAAAUCACUUUCCGCAUUGGGAAAUGUGAUCAGCGCAUUGGCCGAUGGCAAUAAAACACAUAUUCCGUACAGAGAUUCAAAGUUGACCCGUAUUCUACAAGAAUCUCUUGGAGGUAAUGCGAGAACAACAAUCGUAAUUUGCUGUUCCCCGGCUAGUUUCAACGAGUCGGAAACUAAGUCAACUUUGGAGUUCGGAAAGAGGGCUAAGACUGUGAAGAAUGUGGUGACUGUCAACGAAGAAUUGACGGCAGAGGAAUGGAAGAGGCGCUAUGAAAAGGAAAAGGAAAAAGUGGCACGGCUCAAAGGCAAAGUGGAAGUUCUGGAAGCCGAGCUCAACAGGUGGCGAUCAGGCGAAACGGUUAAAGCGGAAGAACAGGUCAACCUUAACGAUAUUAAUGAAGCUAUUACGCCGAUUGCUGGUAAGGGUUUGGAAGAAAGCGUUGUGGAAAACGUUGCGGGUCCCAUGCCAGCAACUCCAGCUUUAAUGAUUGGAUCAACACUUGGCUUGGAAGAACGGCAAAAACUGGAACUGGAACGAGAAAGACUGUAUCAACAACUAGACGAGAAGGAUGAAGAAAUCAAUCAACAGAGCCAAUAUGUAGAAAAAUUAAAGGAGCAGAUGCUGGAACAGGACGAACUAAUUGCAAGCACGCGUAGAGACUACGAAGCAUUACAGAGCGAGAUGAACAGGAUCCAGCAAGAGAAUGAAAGUGCGAAAGAGGAAGUUAAAGAGGUUCUUCAAGCAUUGGAAGAAUUGGCAGUUAACUACGAUCAAAAGUCCCAGGAAGUGGAUGCUAAAAAUAAGGAAAUGGAAUCAAUGUCUGAGGAAUUAUUACAGAAACAGACCAAUCUGAAUAGCACCACUACUGAAUUGCAACAGCUGAGGGACAUGAGUAGCCACCAAAAGAAAAGAAUUGCGGAAAUGUUGAGCAACUUACUAAAGGAGCUUGGAGAAAUUGGCACCACUCUUGGCAGUGAGGGCAGUGAAUUGAAGAUUUCGAAUGAUGCCGCUAAGCUUGAGGAAGAAUUUACAGUAGCCAGAUUGUACAUCUCCCGCAUGAAGAGUGAAGUUACCAAUAUUACUCAAAGGUUACAAGACAUUGAAAACAAAGAACAGGAUAGCAACAAGAAAGUUACCGAAUAUGAAAAGGAACUAGCCGAAUGCAGGCUACUGAUCUCUCAACAUGAGGCCCGGAUGAAGAGUUUGCAGGAGUCGAUGCGGGAGGCAGAGAAUAAGAAGAGGAUGCUAGAAGAAAGUGUAGAUGCACUUCGGGAGGAAUGUGCUAAGUUGAAGGCUGCUGAACAGGUUUCCUCGGCCAGUGAAAGUGAAAAGAAAGAAGCCGCCGAUCUUCGCAUGGCCUUAGAGAAGCAAAUGGAUCAAUUGCGGGUGGCGCAUCAACAACAGGUUGCUUCACUGAGAGAUGAAAUUGCAGAAAAACAACAACUAAUUAAUGACAUCAGGGAUUCCAAUCAGAAAUUGACCCUUGCACAGCAACAACUUCAAGCCGAUUACGAGAAGAUCAAGGGCGAGGAAACGGAGAAAUCUCAAAAACUGCAGGAACUCAUAGCCACAAACGAUCGGCGAGAGCAGGCGCGCAAAGAUCUCAAAGGACUCGAGGACACGGUCGCUAAAGAACUCCAGACCUUGCAUAACUUGAGGAAACUAUUCGUUCAAGACUUGCAGGCCCGCAUGAAAAAGAACAUGUCGAGCGAAGACAACGAGGAAGACGGCGGAUCGUUGGCUCAGAAGCAAAAAAUCUCGUUCUUGGAGAACAAUUUAGAUCAGUUGACCAAAGUUCACAAGCAGUUGGUGCGAGAUAAUGCCGAUUUGCGUUGUGAAUUGCCCAAGUUGGAGAAGAGGUUGAGAUUAACGAUGGAUAGAGUGAAGGCACUGGAGACUGCGCUCAAGGACGCAAAGGAGGGCGCUAUGAGGGAUAGGAAACGGUACCAGUUUGAAGUUGACCGCAUCAAAGAGGCAGUUCGCCAAAAGAACCUGGCCAGACGGGGUCCAGCGGCCACAAUCGCAAAACCAAUCAGAUCCGGACAACAUCAUGCGGGCAUUACUGGGGCAACUAUGGGGGCUUCCAUCAGACCUCAGGGCAAUAAUCCAGUUGAUGAUACGACGCAGAAACGCAGGUCCAUCCUCGUGGGCGGCAAAGAUUAAGCAUUUAAGUAAAUGCCACCACAAUAACACAGGGUGCUCCCUCCAGCCUGUUUUCCCGGAAAACCAGAAAAUUAACCCAACCAUAUUAAUAAUACCAAAAAUAUUGCUGAUACUUUUCCCUAUUUAUCGAUUCGCGGGGCUUAUCCCGUUUAAUGUGCUUUCAAGGCUUAGUUACAAUUAGAAAAUAAGGUGCACUUAAUUCAGAUCACUAAUGAUAAUAACUAAUAUUAAUUAUUCAAGAAAAUACCAACGUAUUACAGUAAUAGUGACUAUCUUGUUUCCAUUUCUCUGUCAGAUUUGAUUGGUUACAAACGCAUAAAACUGAUCUUUUCCAACUUGGGUUAACACAACUAUAGUUUAUAGCUGCUAACUUUUCAUAGAUUUAUACUUUGAUACAUAAAAUUUUAACGUUUUGAACAAUUAUAAGUUAGGCAGUGAAUUGAAUCAUCAAAUUUGACAGACAUUUUAGACUUAGUCUAUGAGGUCUGCUUGCACGGUUUUAACUUCUAUAUAUCCAAGUUUGGUUCCGUGAUAGGUACACUGCUGAAGAAGUAAAGUGAAGCAAAUGAUUCGUAAACAGGCAGAUAAGGCCACUACUUUCUAAGCGGCUGAGUUUUAGGUCGCCUCGACUGGAGCGAUGAGGUGCAUACUUUAACUGGGCAUCGUGCAAGUGGGCCCGAAGUAUUCAAUGUAAGAUUUUUAGAUUAAUCGAGCAAAUCACGACGUUUGAAAAGGUAUCGCUUUGAUUGUUCAGAAUUAUUGCUUAACAUUAAGUAUGUAAUUUAUCAGCUCUUGGUCCUUAUUAAGCAUCGAACAAUACCAGAAAUAUUUGAAACCAUUUAUAUGCCUUAUGUGAUUUAACUACUCAAAUAGGUUAACGAUUAGCCUAAUACCCUUAAAUCAGUUUGCUUCGUGUUUAUGGUUAAUUGUCACCAAAUAUCGGUGAAUAUUUAUUGAUUUUGAUGUUCUAGUUACUGUCGAAUAAUACAUUCAUAAUAAUUGUUAGAAGCAAAUCGACGAACUGCAAUUGAACUAAUUUUAUACUCAAUACAGUUUAAUAAAAUUAAAUGAAAAUAAAUGCACAUAAAAGGGCUGAUAAAACUCGCUGGUUAUUAUUUCGAAGAGUUGGUAGGUGAUGACUAAAUGGUACUAAUGUUCUUCUAGAAAGUAAGCCCUCAUAUUUUGGGUUUAAGGCGCCUUUACCAAUUUGAGACAAAAUUUUUCAAAUCGGGUCUCGAAACAUCUGCGCUAACACUCUGAAAUGCUCCGAAACACAAGGCCCAUUCCGUUUGUCGUUUUGUCUAAAAGUGGUAAUCCAACAUUAUGCUAUAGACAAAUUUAAAACACUAAGCUGCACGUAUAAUUUAAGCGGAAUCGUAGAUAUUUUUUUUAAAUGAUGCCCUAUUUUUAUGGUAAUAGUGUACAAUCAUUAAAAUGUCAGUAAUUUCCCGAAAAGUAGUAUGGGUUCGAUUGUUGUUUAUAUUCAUGGCAAUGUUUCUAUUUUGUAUUAUAAAGAUUGUUUUGGUGUAAUUGCUUUGUACUUUUUUAGGAUAUUAAGUUAUUAAAAUAUGUUUUAAAAAAUGGAGUGCUGGCUUGACAGGUGCAAGUCGCGUGAGCUACUCUGCAAAAAAACUUAAUAACUGAAACUGGACUAAUUUUCCUAGCACUGAUCUAUGCCGUGCAAUUGUAGGAAACUAGUGUGAUAGUUUGAACUUUUUUUUGAUAGACAGCAACGUCCGAAAGGAAAAGUUGUUUACAAGAAAAAAUUCAAUAUAUAUUUUUAUUUGUGAUUAGGUUCCUUCCUACCCCUUGCCUCAUUUUAUGAGCUGUAUUCUUUUAAUUGUCUUAUUCCUAAGUGUCUUAUCAGCAGCAGAAGAUUAACAACAUCAAUCAAUCAGCAUUUAUAGCAUCUGAAGGCAUUUUUUGCAUUACCAAUUGAACCCCCCCAAAUGCUGAUGAGUCACUUGGUAUGUGUAUUGUUUAGCGUUUAUUCGAAUCAACUGUUUUAGUAGAAUGUUGAAUUCGGUUCUCAUCUUAGAUAAACUUCACUUGGAUUUUUGACAGUGCUAAACUUCGUGUAGUAGUUAUAUAUAUUUUUAGUGAAAGCUUAUAAAGUCAUUGAUGCAAUUAAUUUAUUUACUUCAUGGAAAUUAUAUUCUAAUAAACAGUCGAAAAAACA